Messenger RNA from Colletotrichum gloeosporioides, 1371 nucleotides. RefSeq lists its product as uncharacterized. The record is from RefSeq and is a predicted model, not a curated record. The transcript is spliced from 4 exons. Lineage: Eukaryota; Fungi; Ascomycota; Sordariomycetes; Glomerellales; Glomerellaceae. The annotation marks the transcript as partial.
CAUGAGGGAAACGCGCACUCUCGGCAUGGAUAUCUACUUAGGCAGGCCGCAAAGAGAGAAAAGGGACAGGGUCAGACUCAGGAGCGCGGUGCCUCGCGCAGCAGCCUUCCGGGGAACAUUUCCGCGCCAGGGGUUGUCUCGCACGCUCUUCCCCUGUCUGUUCUUCCUGCCGCUUUGCGCAACGACGGGUCCAUGUGGCAUCCCAACCGCGCUACCAAGUUUGCGGUAAUACAAAGCCACACAUUUGGUGUCCUCUCUCACCAGCGUCCUCAACAAGCGUCAAGCCCCGAGGCCUCACCCGUCUGCAUAGCCUCGACAUCCGAAAUACGCCUCAACCCUCAGACCGUCCGAUCCACGCUUCACCGGCCCGGCGGUCACCCCUUCCCAGCCAUCUCACCCAUCAAAACUGUCCGGAUUCACUCCCAAAAUAAAAACUUCGCCCAGCUGAUAUCGUCGACUCACGCCAUAACGCAGGAUAAAUCCCUGUGUAAGCGGCAUCGUCCCGAGAAACCGGCUCUAACUCUGCUUGUCGACCUCCGCCACCACUUUGGAGGUACGGACCUGACACCGGGGAACUCGAAGCUCAAGCCGUCAAACUCUCGUACCGCACUGUCGUUGUCCGUCGGUGUAGGCCGCCGCUCCUCCUCAGUAUCUUCCUCCGACUCCUACCGCUCAAGAUCUCGCUCUCGUUCCCGCUCACCACCGCGCUCCCGCUCCUCCUCCGCCGGCCCUCACCCCCGCAACGCCAGACGGAGCUACAACAACAACAAAAACCACCGCCCGCGCCUCCCCAAGAAGAAGCCCUCCUUCAAGACGACGGCAGUCCUCAUUGCCGCCAUCGCCGUCGCCACCAUCUGCAUCCACCGCGUCUGGCACAAACGCAAACACCCAGAGGUCCGCGGCCCCCACUGGGACACCCUCAACGCCCCCGGCCGCCACUCCCGCCGCCGCAACGUCGUCCGCGACAGACACAACGGGUACGUUCCCGAGUACGACCGCCCUCCGCGGAGGCUGCCGCCGCGCAGGGGGUCGCGGUACUAUGAAGACGAGAGUGACGGGUAUUUCUCCGAUUACAACCCUCCGCCCAGGACGUACCGCCUUGCUGAGGAGCCAAGAGGGCAGAGGCUGACGGAAGAGGCCAUCAUGGGGCCGCCAAGAGAUGAGAUUGUGAGGUAUGCGAAGACGUCUGCGAGGUCGGAGGCAGAAAGUAGUAAGAGGUUUUUUGACGAGGAUAAUCGUUCGAGGAGGGUGGAGGAUGCUGUAGAAGACUGGAGUAGGAGAGGCGCAGCCCGAUUUCCGUCUCCUGAUGGGCGAAGGCCGGAAACUGUGUACGAUGAUAGGAGGUCGAGGCGACGGUCAGAUUACUACUGA